AGCUCCAGAACCAAAACCAGGCCCUUACCAAACCACCUUUAUCCAAACCAGAGACAAAAAAGGCAGUGAAACGUCCACGGCUCUGAGGACAAACGAGGCCUCUGACUUGUGGAAUCAAACCUGUAAAUUAGAGUUAUUAACAGCUUUAUUACAACAAGUCAGCGACAGUGAUGGUACUGAACUCGACAUGUUAGUCACCGUUGGACCUGGAAGCUUUUUCCCUGACGUAGAUUCAGUCAUAUGGAGCAGGAGUCAUUCAGGACGUGUCCCAGUCAGAUGGUCAAGCCGCCUUAACUGGCUCCUUUCGAUAUAGAGGAGUAGCAGGUCUGCACCUCCUCAGCCCUCUAAGCCCAGAGGAAGCUUGUUUCUCAUGGCCAUAGGUGAGGCAGGAACAUAGACUGAUCAUCCCCAGUCCCAUCAGCACCUCGGGCUCUUUGUUGCUCAGUGAGCUCUUCCUUAGCAAAGAGUGACUGACUGGGGGUCGGCUGUUGCCAUUUGCACAGAGGGGAUGUUCUUGGUCGGGGAUAAUGUUUACAUCGAUGGUACCCAAGGUUUCCAUCGGAAGAUUGUUUUUCAGUUAUUUAUUUGGUGUCCGAUUGCUGGAUAGAUCUGAACUUUAUUGAUAAACCAUUGUGGUUUGGUUUGAGGACUGUGGUUCCCUUCAUGGUUCAGCUUCUGAAAGUGUAACCUGAUUCCAUGUCUUGCCCUGCUCUGCCUUUCAUCGGCUUAGUAAUCUUGUUAGCAGAGUUCCUGCGUAAUCCUCCCACAGUGUUCAGAUCCCUGCAGGUCUACACGGCUUCUUCCCCGCAGCUCUGUGGGAUGCUGCUGGACCCCAACUGAGCAACUCAGGAUGUUGAGCUGGGUGGUCAAAGUUGUUCCCCAGCCGCCUGAGCCCAAAAAAUCAGAAGAACAGAAGGAUGCUGCCCCGCCCCCUGCUCCUGCCCCGCCCCCUGCAGCUGCUCCGCCUCCAGUUACUGAGAAGAAAGUGAAGUUUCAAGAUGAAGUCAAAAGUGAAACACCAAAAGCUGAAAAACCAAUGCAGGAACCUCAGACAGGAGCGGAGAAUGGCCCAGCAGCUGGGUCUCAGAGCGGCAUGCUGACGUGGAUCAGCGGCGCUUUGCCUCAACCUGCAGUCUCACCGAAAAUGAGCCGAGCAAACUCCACUGCCAAGGAGGAAGUUGAACCAGCCAGUAAACCCGAAGACGACAAAGGGAUGAUUGCCUGGAUAUCUCAGGGUCUGGAGAAGGUUGUUCCUCAGCCUGAGUUGAAGAGCAAAGAGCCGCCCACAGCUGAGCAGCCGGCAGAGGUGCGUCAGGCUGCACCUGCUCCAGCUGCAGAGCCUCCGGUUACUGUGGUGGAGGUGAAACCGGACCGAGAUGACAAAACUGAAAACAAGCCACCGAGCAUGAUAGACUGGAUCAAACAGGGCAUCGAGAAGGUGGUUCCUCAGCCAGAGAUCCAUGUUCGCUCAAAAACGGAGGCUGAAGCUCCAGCUCCGGCUAAAGCUGAAGCUCCGCCUCCAGCUCCUCCACCUGUCCCCAAACCAGCCCCAGAGACCGAGAAGUCCACCAAGGAAGCCGAGGAGCCACCAAACAUGAUGGGCUGGAUCGUCAAUGGGAUCGGUCGUAUGUUGCCUCAGCCCGUGCAGAAGUCGGAUGCAGGAAAUGACGAGGUGCAGACCAUCAGUAUCAUACAGAAGAACACAGACCUGGUGCUGGAGGACAUUGAACAGGAAGAAGUCAAGGAAACAAAGCCGGAGGUGAAGGAAGAGCCACAGCUGGAGAAGAAAGAGGAUGUGAAGUCAUCCAAAAAGGAGACUGGAGAUGCAGAAUCACAGGUGGAUGAGUUGAGUCCACUGAUUGACAGCAUCAAAAAGGAGGCUGGAGAGGCAGUCCUAGCUCACAUGGAGGAAAGGCUGCAGCAGGAGCGUCUGGAGGCAGCUCGUGUGGCCGAGGAGAUGGCCAGAAAGGCAGCGGAGGAGGCAGUCCGCCAGCUCGAGGUGGAGCAUUCAGCUAAGAUUGUAAUAGAAACACUACCAGAGUCCAAUGAACAGCUGCCCAAUAUCCUGGAAGAAGAAAACGAGGAUGAUCCAGAGUUACAAAACCUGCAGGAGGACAGUGAAGACAGCACAGAGAAUCAGAGUCCUGAGGAAAAUAAAGUGACAGAGGAAGAUAAAAUCAAGACCACUGUUGAGGAAGAGACUAAAUCUGAUCAGUGCAUGGUAGACGUCUGCCCAGCUGAAGAUGAAAUCAAAGCAACAACUCAAGUGGAAAAGGUGGAGCCUGCUCCAGACGAAACCCACAAGCCCCCAACUCCACCCACUGAAUCUGAAGCACCAGAGGAAGCCACUCCUUCAACAGAUGCAGAACCAGUCUCCCAACAACCUGAGCCACUGCCUCCAGAAACUCCACCUACUACCACCGAUCAGGUGAUGGUCUCCUGGAUUCUGCUUCUGUAGAUGGUAGUUUGAUCC
This is a messenger RNA of Haplochromis burtoni (Burton's mouthbrooder), 2473 nucleotides long. Its product is annotated as cyclic nucleotide-gated cation channel beta-1-like. The coding region runs from base 851 to 2458 and encodes 535 amino acids. Lineage: Eukaryota; Metazoa; Chordata; Actinopteri; Cichliformes; Cichlidae. The transcript has 22 exons. The record is from RefSeq and is a predicted model, not a curated record.